Molecule: messenger RNA, 740 nt
Organism: Ictalurus furcatus (blue catfish)
Lineage: Eukaryota; Metazoa; Chordata; Actinopteri; Siluriformes; Ictaluridae
Gene: hsbp1b
Product: heat shock factor binding protein 1b
Exons: 4
Coding region: 182-412 (76 amino acids)
Biological process (GO): cellular heat acclimation
Cellular component (GO): nucleus; cytosol
Molecular function (GO): transcription corepressor activity
Source: RefSeq, a predicted model, not a curated record
CUACACGAGAUUUCGUUUCGGUCUCGCGAGACUUCCGCACGAUCUCGCCGGUGGCUUAGUCAACAACUGAAUGUUUAUUUCUGGAACACGUAACAUUUUUUUAGGUGUAUACUUACUUUGAAUCGCUUCGGCAUUUUGGUGAUUGUUUGUUUGCUUUUUCUCCCCUGCACAGACACUAAUUAUGGCAGAGACUGAUCCGAAAUCAGUACAGGAUCUUACAGCAGUGGUGCAGACGUUGCUGCAGCAGAUGCAGGACAAAUUCCAGACCAUGUCAGAUCAAAUCAUCGGGAGAAUUGAUGAGAUGAGUACGCGCAUUGAUGACCUGGAGAAGAACAUCGCUGACCUGAUGACCCAGGCUGGCGUGGAGGAGGCGGAAGGAGAGAACAAGGCCAAAGAACCUGAGGCCUCUUAAUGAAGGUUGCCCAGUAACGAUGGAGUAAAGGAAACUUUUCGAGAGCAGCAACCUUCCCCCGUAGUGCUGCCUGCUUUGAUUUGAUGUAUUGUUGUAUAGUUCUUUUUAUACUGACUUCAACUAACACCGAUGGAUAUUCCUGAUAGUGUUCUAUAAUAUUUAGGGUUUUCAUUAUGGAUAGUGCAUAUCAUUUUUUUAGGCCUCUUUAACACCAGCCAGCUGCAUGGCUGAGGCCUGUUACUGUAAUAUGAGCACUAGCUAUGUGCCGAACAAACACCAUUCCAGUUUCAACUGAGUUUGUGCUAUUAAAAUGGUUUCAUACAAAACA